ACCGCUCAUUGUUUUAUUUGCUUUCCUAUUAUUUUAACUAAAUACUACGUUACAUGGUGUCAGAACUAUUUAAAAACGUGUUAAAAAAAAAGAAACGAAGAAAUUCGUGAGAAAGUUGUAAAAUGACUACGAACGACGCAGUAUCUGGAAUAAAGCCGCCGGCCAACCUACAAAUUGACUCGGACAAAUCAACGUGUUGGAAAAACUGGUUACAACAGUUUGAGUGGUAUGCAAUUGCUGUUCAGCUAGAUAAAAAGCCAGCCGAUGUCCAGGCAGCAACAUUUAUGGCAGUAAUAGGCCCAGAAGCGAUCGAAAUAUACAAUAGUUUCAAUCUGAGCGAUGCAGAAAAAAAAAACCUGGCCGCCAUUAAAAACAGGUUCAAAGAGUAUUUUGCACCAAAAACAAAUAUAUCAUUCGAAAGAUAUAUAUUUUUUAAGAUUGAACAAAAUGAAGAUGAACAUUUUAACGAAUUUUUAACCCGAAUAAAAACUCAGGCAAUCAAAUGCGAAUUUGACAAUUUACUGGACGAAAUGUUAAAGGACAAAAUAGUUUUUGGUAUCCGAUCCAAUCAAGUCAGAGAGAAAUUGUUGACAGAGGAUAAAUUAGACUUAACCAAAGCUAUCAAUAUCUGUAAAACUAGUGAACAAGCGUCCAAACAAUUAGAUGAGUUUGAAAGCAAAAAUAAAACAGAUAAAGUACUAGUAGUCAAAAACAAGAGUGUCAAAAACAAAGAAAAUGAAAAUUUUGACUGCAAAAGGUGUGGUACAAAUCACAAACGCAGAGAAUGUCCAGCAUUUAACAAACCCUGUACCAAGUGCAACAAAAAUGGCCACUUUGCCAAAAUGUGCCGCACAAAGAACUAUAAUCCUAAAUUAAAAAAUAAAGUGAACACUGUAGAAGAAAUGUCAGAUUGUUCAGAAGACGAGGUAUAUAUAUCAGCUGUAAGUGGUGGAGAUAAGAAAGACUGGACAGAAACAAUACAAGUUGGUAAAAUAAAAUUUGAUGCCAAAUUAGACACAGGAGCACAAUGCAAUGUGUUACCGAGACACUUAAUGAACAAACUAAAGGCAAGUCUGAAACCAAGCCGAACAAAAAAUUUAAUAAGUUAUACAGAAGAUAAAAUGGCAGUUCUAGGCGAAGCAGAGUUACUUUGUAAAAUAAAAAAUGAAAAAAGAAACAUAAUAUUCAAGAUAGUUAAAGAAAAAGUUACACCAAUUCUAGGACUUGAUACAUGUGAAAAAUUAGAACUUAUUGCACGAGUGAAAACACUGAAGGAAAGUGAAUGUAAAAAUGAUAUCUUCGAAGGCUUAGGAUGUUAUAAAAACUUUGAAUACGAUAUUGACCUUAUUGAGAACCCAAGACUGGAAAUUAGACCGUCAAGAAGAAUUCCACAUGCUAUAAGAGACGAGCUAAUGGACUAGAAGCAGACCCAGAAAAAGUUGAAGCCAUACAAGCAAUGAAGACGCCAACAAAUAAAACGGAGCUACAGAGACUACUAGGAAUGAUCACAUACCUAAAUAAAUUCAUCCCG
Amyelois transitella is the source of this 1531-nucleotide messenger RNA. RefSeq lists its product as uncharacterized. The record is from RefSeq and is a predicted model, not a curated record. NCBI's taxonomy places the organism in Eukaryota, Metazoa, Arthropoda, Insecta, Lepidoptera, Pyralidae. Bases 123 to 1421 code for a protein of 432 amino acids. The transcript has 2 exons. Gene Ontology annotation, molecular function: zinc ion binding; nucleic acid binding.